This is a messenger RNA of Lotus japonicus, 463 nucleotides long. Its product is annotated as anaphase-promoting complex subunit 11-like. Gene Ontology annotation, molecular function: ubiquitin protein ligase activity; zinc ion binding; cullin family protein binding. Gene Ontology annotation, biological process: positive regulation of mitotic metaphase/anaphase transition; anaphase-promoting complex-dependent catabolic process; protein ubiquitination. The record is from RefSeq and is a predicted model, not a curated record. The annotation marks the transcript as partial. Gene Ontology annotation, cellular component: nucleus; anaphase-promoting complex. Lineage: Eukaryota; Viridiplantae; Streptophyta; Magnoliopsida; Fabales; Fabaceae. The transcript is spliced from 3 exons.
UCGUUGAUCUUCUACAAAGAAUGGCAUGCUGUUGCUUCGUGGACUUGGGAUGCGCAGGAUGAAACAUGUGGGAUUUGUAGGAUGGCCUUUGAUGGAUGUUGUCCUGACUGCAAACUUCCUGGGGAUGACUGCCCGAUAAUUUGGGGUGAAUGCAAUCACGCAUUUCAUUUGCACUGUAUCCUGAAAUGGGUGAAUUCUCAGACAUCACAAGCGCAUUGCCCCAUGUGCCGUCGGGAAUGGAAGUUUAAAGGAUGAGAGGUAAAUCUUUUUAUUUUUAAGAGGGUGGUCACCUAGAGCAAUGUAAUUUGGUCCAGUUAAUCUGAGGACUCUUCUUCUGCAGUUUUUCCGAGUGUAAAGAUUUAUAGCUUCUGUAUUAGCUUAUGUACUUUAGUAUAUUUAUUGUUUCUCUUCUGGUAAGGAGGGGAUCAAAUUCAGAGUUUCUAAUGAGUGCAUGUUUAUAUCA